Molecule: messenger RNA, 1129 nt
Organism: Temnothorax curvispinosus
Lineage: Eukaryota; Metazoa; Arthropoda; Insecta; Hymenoptera; Formicidae
Exons: 7
Cellular component (GO): endoplasmic reticulum; membrane
Molecular function (GO): chloride channel activity
Source: RefSeq, a predicted model, not a curated record
CGAGAAAUCGGAUCGGAGUGCCGACAUGUGUUUUUCUAACAAUUGCCUCCUAAAAUAUUUUGUUUGUUUACCUUGAGUUUUUCUCACGAUAGAAAAAAAACGUUAUUUUUAAGGACAUUCCCAAAGACACGUGAAAGCGUUUGAUGCAUCGACAUGCACGUCCUCCAUUUGUCAAUCUACAUUGUAUUUCACCUGUGUGUGCUUUUCUUGAAUGUCCAUUGCCAGGAGGCUUAUACAUUCGAUGAUGUCACGCCUGAUACAGCCACUCCAGAGCUCAGAAAUAUACACUCGUUCUUCUAUAUGUCCAGCGAAGAAGAUUUGUCUAGUUUGGCUGCAGAGACAAGGAAGAACGAACAAUCGCUUAGCAAUGCAAUGGCACAGCCAUGCAGUUGUCGAGAACUGGAUGAACGAAAUACUCAGGAAGCAAUCUUCUAUAAACGUUUGAUCGCUAUAUUAUUAUCAAAUCUUGCGAUACAGAGAAUUGAUGACGGAUUAAUUGGAAGGCUUAACAUAGAAGCGUCUUCUUCGCAAUUCGAGUACCUUCAGAACUUUGUAAACGGCCAGGGUUCUAUAAGGGAAGUUGACAGAAUUCUCAACAAUGCGAUAAAGCGAUCUGCAUACUCGGCGUGUGAUUAUAUGGCCGAGGCGUCUUAUUAUUUCAAUUUAUUUACGAGCAAAGCAUCGGAGUAUUUGAUGCUUAUGAAUGAACACUGGGACAUAACUAUAAUCGCCUUCACACUCAUAGCUAGUUUUAUAAUUUUGAGAAGACAAAGAUGGUCUCGAGGUUUACUUAUCUUUCUCAUGAUCGAUGUUAUAUUUGUAAUCAGUUUCUUCAUAACUUGGUGGCGACUUAUACAGGAAGCAGAAAUUAAAUUAAUGGCGGCACAAGCUCAAUUUGCUGAAAUGCCAAUUGCCUGCCAGCCGGAUAAAAUGAGUCUGUGGGACAAGAUGUGGGAGAAGAUUGUAUCCUCUACAAACGAUUGCGAAAGAUACUAUGAAACAAUCAAGACAAAUCCUAGAUUGCAAGUGACACCAGCAUUUGCAUUGACCCAUUUUGUCACUACGACUAUUUUCCAACCUUUAUCGUACUUUGGGUUAGUUAUGUCUGAAUUCAUAGAUAAUGCUACCA